AUGAGGCUUGCACAAGUGAUUAAGGUAUUAAAGGCAUUAGCCGAUGAGUAUCCAUGGGAGGAGUUGCGGCGGGUGAUUCGGAGGGACUUGGAAGAACGCCUUUUAGACUGGGUCCCAGGCAUGGAUGUCAAGGGCAAUUUAUACCGCCAAUUGAGAGAGUGGGAGGAAUGGCCACCCCUGGAGGAGAUAAUUGCGAGGCUGCAGGGGCUGGAGGCUAUGGGGGGGGGGAAGGCGCCUCCCCGUGGGGAAAAUCAGACACCCUUGCCGGGAGAGCGGACUGAGCCUCCUGAACCUUUACCCGAGCCUACGCCUGCUGAGCCAUCACCUGCGCCCUUGCCGGAGCGGAUUAAAACCUUGUCUGGGUCCUUCCGGAGGUGGCGUGAGGUGCCACCUCAGAUCGGUUCUGAUAGUUCUGACGAGGGGAAGGCGGAUAAUGCAGUACGGAGGCCACUGAAACCUGCGCCACCGGUGCAGACAGAAGGGGGGCAGGACGCCUUGCAGAGACUGCAGGGCUUGUUGCGGAGGCUUGAGGGGGCUAUACAGAAUGCGGAGCGUGCGGUGCUAUUGAUGCCUCCGACGCCGGGGGCGGGGGAUGGCCAGGAAGGGGACACCCAGAGGGGCACAGACUGGCAACUGGUGGCCAAAGAAUGUUGCCUCUCAGGGGUUCAGUUUCAACCGGUCGUUCUCCCUAUUCGGGCAGCAGCGAGGGGAGGGUAUGAGUGGACACCUUUUGAUAUAAAAACCAUUCGGGAGCUCGCGAGUACUGUGCAGGCGCAUGGAGUGAAUUCUUCGCAGGCGCUCACUUUGUUUGAAUGUCUGCUCUCAACACCUGUUGCGCCUUUUGAUGUGAUGCAGCUAAUGAGAGGAGUAUUGCCCCCGUCAUUGCUGUUGCUGUUCAAGGAGGAAUGGCGGGCUCAAUGCGUUAAGGUAGUGGCCGAUGCUCAGGCUCCUAGUCAUCACCUGGCGGGGGUGACCAUAGAGCAGCUUAUGGGGGGAGGGACAGUUUGCAAUGCCUCAGGCGCAGGCACAAGGCAUGCGCGGACGUGACUUUAUGGCAGUCGCAACAACUGCCUUGGCCGCACUUAGGCGUGUCGCGGCCAUGGAUAGAGCGGACCCCCCUUGCGUGAAAGUUCGGCAGGGGAUUGCCGAGAG
Molecule: messenger RNA, 1152 nt
Organism: Aquila chrysaetos chrysaetos
Lineage: Eukaryota; Metazoa; Chordata; Aves; Accipitriformes; Accipitridae
Exons: 3
Coding region: 1-1047 (348 amino acids)
Biological process (GO): viral process
Source: RefSeq, a predicted model, not a curated record